UGUCCACACAAGGUGUCAGUUGGCAACGUUCAAAAUUUAAAUAUGGCGUCAUUGAUGGAAAUUGAUGAUGAAGAAAGUGAUUUACCAACUUCGAGUAGCAGCAAAGGAGAGAAGAAACGUUUCGAAGUGAAAAAGUGGAAUGCUGUGGCGCUUUGGGCAUGGGAUAUCGUGGUAGACAAUUGUGCCAUAUGUCGUAAUCAUAUUAUGGAUCUAUGUAUCGAAUGUCAAGCAAAUCAAGCAUCAGCUACUAGCGAAGAAUGUACCGUAGCUUGGGGUGUAUGCAAUCAUGCAUUCCAUUUCCAUUGCAUUUCACGUUGGUUGAAAACUCGGCAAGUUUGUCCGCUCGACAAUCGAGAGUGGGAAUUCCAAAAAUACGGUCAUUAAUAAAGUAUGUUCAAUUGUCACCAACAACACACUCGAGAACAAUAAAACCAAACACAGGUAUGAUUACACACAAACUAAAGUUAACGAUAAAACAAGGUAAAAAUUCAGUGCAGCUUCUUGGAGUUGACAAAAAAAAGAGUGUAAGGAAAAAGAAAUAAAAGAAAAGAUAUUAUUUGUACAUGGAAUAUUUAGAACGUUACCGCACUGGCAUUACAAAGUUUAUAUUACAACACUUAAUAAGUUGAAAAACGGCAAGUAUUAAAAAAAACCUACAAAUUUCCGAAUCUCCCUGAUUAUAUUGGUUACCGCAUUAUAUAACAUAUAGUCGUCGAAUAUCGUGCUCCAAUAAAUAAAUAAUAUGAAACAAA
This is a messenger RNA of Megalopta genalis, 752 nucleotides long. It is a transcript of the gene Roc1a, whose product is annotated as Regulator of cullins 1a. The record is from RefSeq and is a predicted model, not a curated record. NCBI's taxonomy places the organism in Eukaryota, Metazoa, Arthropoda, Insecta, Hymenoptera, Halictidae. Gene Ontology annotation, molecular function: zinc ion binding.